GCUGCCCCUAGCUUCUGAGGGCCUUACUCUCAGUAGAGGUGGUCCGUUAUGGCCCUGCUCCGGGCUGCAACCUGGAAGCUAUCUCCCUGGAGGGGCUACUGCUCCAGGGGGUCGCAGGGUGAACUCAGCCAGGGCUUUGUGGAGGCUCUGAAGGCGGUUGUGGGGGACCCCCAUGUGUCCACUGCUGCCUCGGUGAGGGAGCAUCACGGGCACGAUGAGUCAAUGCACAGGUGCCAACCUCCAGAUGCUGUGGUAUGGCCUCAGAAUGUGGACCAGGUCCGCAGGCUGGCAGCCCUGUGCUAUAGCCAAGGCGUCCCUAUCAUCCCAUUUGGCACAGGCACCGGCUUGGAAGGGGGAGUCUGUGCCGUGCAGGGUGGGGUGUGCAUCAACCUGACCCAUAUGAACCGGAUCAUGGAGCUGAAUACGGAAGACUUCUCUGUGGUGGUGGAGCCUGGAGUCACCCGUAAAACUCUCAACAUGCACCUGCGUGACAGCGGCCUUUGGUUUCCUGUGGGAGGGAAAGGUCCUCCCCAGCAGCCCUGUCCAGCAGUCUGCCCUCCAGACCCAGGUGCAGACGCUUCUCUGUGUGGCAUGGCGGCCACUGCGGCGUCGGGCACCAAUGCUGUGCGCUACGGCACCAUGCAGGACAACGUGGUCAACCUGGAGGUGGUGUUGCCCGACGGGAGGUUGCUUCACACUGCAGGCCCGGGCCGCCACUUCAGGAAGAGUGCAGCUGGCUACAACCUCACAGGACUCUUUGUGGGCUCUGAGGGGACGCUGGGCCUUAUUACAUCUGCCACCCUACGGCUGCACCCUGUCCCUGAGGCCACAGUGGCUGCCACCUGUGCCUUCCCCAGUGUCCAGGCUGCUGUGGACAGCACCGUUCAGAUCCUCCAGGCCGCAGUGCCCGUGGCCCGCCUUGAGUUCCUGGAUGAUGUCAUGAUGGACGCCUGCAACAAGCACAGCAAGCUGGACUGUCCUGUGGCCCCCACGCUCUUCCUGGAGUUCCACGGCUCCAAGCAGGCCCUAGCAGAGCAGGUGCAGCGGACAGAGGCAAUCACUCAGGACAAUGGUGGCUCCCACUUUGCCUGGGCCAAUGAGGCUGAGAAGCGCAGCCAGCUUUGGGCAGCGCGGCACAAUGCUUGGUACGCAAUGCUGGCUCUGUCUCCAGGCUGUAAGGCCUAUUCCACGGAUGUGUGUGUGCCCAUCUCUCGGCUGCCAGAAAUCCUGGUACAGACCAAGAAGGAGCUGAGGGCCUCGCGACUCACAGGAGGAAUUGUUGGGCAUGUGGGUGAUGGCAACUUCCACUGCAUCCUGCUGGUCAACCCAGAUGACGCUGAGGAGCAGACCAGGGUUAAGGCCUUUGCAGAAAAUCUGGGCAGACAGGCGCUGGCACUCCAUGGGACUUGCACCGGGGAGCACGGCAUUGGGCUGGGCAAGCGACAGCUGCUACAUGAGGAGGUGGGCGCUGUGGGCAUGGAGACUAUGAGGCAGCUCAAAGUCACACUGGAUCCCAGAGGCCUCAUGAACCCGGGCAAGGUGCUCUGAGGAGCUCCAAGCAAUUGGCCCAAAGUCUCAUAUUGCAGAACCCCCGUUCCGGAGGUUUCCCUCCUGCCACCCAUUCUUCAAAGGAUGAUGAUGCUGUCUCUGUGUUGGCUAGUCCUCUGUCGUGGAGCCCGGGGAUAGGGUGAGGAGAGAAGCCGAGUUUAUCUCUUUCCCCUUGCUUGUCUUAGGAGCCUUUUGGUCCAGUAGAUGACCCAGGGUUUUUCCCAGAGAAGCUGCUUCCCCUGUGCUCUUACACAUCCUGCCCUGGCUGGUGGAGAUGGUAUGGGCCCACUCUAAGACUAAGAUCAGGGCCCCCUGUAAAGGCCUCCCUGCUGCCGGAGCCCAGGACCCUUCAUGCUUCAUCCUGCACCUGGUGACAGGAGCGCUCCUUUUCUGAAAUGGGAAGGAGUCUCCCACUGUUGCUAGGCCUUCUCCUUGGGGCCCUGGCAGUUAAUGUGAGCCUCAUUUGCAGCUGUGGCUGGAGCAUCAAGUGGCACUUCCCAUGCACACACGCUCCCCUCCUGGUCUCCGACCUUUGGCUAGUGACCCGUGUUAAGUCCGUUCUCUGAGAUUUAUGGCAGCCCUAGGAGGCGGGUGGUGCUCAAGCUUUGGGCGGCAGCUUGUCCCAAUGCCUUCUGAGACCCUCAGGUUACAGAGCUGCCUGUGGCAGAGGUCACUUAUGACAGCUUUCCCGCCAGGCCGUGGAAGUCCGUACACCCUUCAGGCCACUGCAACUGGCAGUUAGAAAUGCAGACAUCAUCAUCCUUCAUGUACCAUACUUCGUGGUGUGAUGUACAGUACCAUUAACUUUCACCCUCAAAGUCAGGGUCAGCUUACCUUAGGGUCUGUCAGCCUUGGGAUCCUUGGCCACAGCUCCUGUCUAGGGUACUUGGUGUUGUUCCCUAAAAACCCACAAGAGGGCGCCCGACACCAUAAAUCUUCAACAGAUAACAUCUGCUCAGUGGCACCUGGCAGCACCCAACCAGGGCCACCUACUUCCUAGGGCCAGGAAUAGUCUAGUGGCCAGCCUCUAAAUCUUUCUCCCCUUGCAGAUCCCAGUCGAUUGUAGUACCUUCUCCCUUACCUCAGGGCCUCUAGGAAAGGGGUUGGGCACAAGGUGGCAGGGGAGCUAAGACAGGGGAUAGCCUCAGCCUCUCGCUUUCCUCAUAGCCUCUCCCAAGGCCCCCUUGGUUCUCAGGACCCCUUCUCUGUGCUUACAUCUGGUUCUAACAGCGGUGACACUGACCAAGGCUUGAGGACAAGGCUCUGUGACACCUGUCUCCUGGCGGCCCUGGUUGGGAGCAGGGGCACUUCGGUGGCAGGUCUCCUCAGCCCUCUCCAGCCCCACAGCAGGACAGAGCAUGCAGUCAGCACCAUGCUCACACACACAGCCUCCCCUUCCAGACAGACCCGGCUUUUCCCACCAGUCCUCCCGGGUGGAGUUCUGCUGGGCAGGGCUCUUAAACUAGUAAGCAACUCAGUAGAUGGCCAUUUCCCCAGGAUUUCUUUUAUUAAAGAAAAUUCUAAACAUACAGAAAAGUUGAAAGAACAAGUACACCAUUCACUAAAAUAUCAGUCACUGAAGAGUCAACAAUGGACAUUUUGCCUUAUUUGCUUUAUGUGUGAUUUUUUUUUGUGGGGGACACACUUGAAAUUAGAUUAUACAUUUCUUAAAUUAGUCACCUAUGUAAUUCAGCAUCUAUCUCCUAAAGACAUUCUCCUAUGAGCCUCAUUACUAUUAAAUGGCUAUUAGAUGGGUGGUUUUCACAAGGGGUUCCAGGGAGCUCCCAGAAGAGAAGAGGAAGAGCCCUCCCCCUGGCUUCUCCAUGUUCUUUCCUCUUCCAGAGGGUCAGAGCAAGACCACCACAGGAUUCUGGAGAGCUGUCUAGAUGGAGGGUGCUGGCGUCACCUGGGAAGCCCAGGCAAGCCUAGUCCCCGCCCUCACACCAGGUGUUGGUAUUUGGGUCUAAAUUCAGAAGGUGUGGUAGCCAGCAGAGGGCUUCCCUGUGCCUGGUGGGAGUGGAAGUCACUGGGGGUAGAGAUGAGCACCAGCCCAGAGAGCCUAGAAUAGCACCCAGCUGGGACCUAGCCCUGCCCCACCCGAUUCAAUCACUGGGCUCAGCUGUGGCAAUGCCAAAGCAGCCAGGUGCAAACCACCAAGGUGGGCACACAAAGCCUCUGUCUCCAGGCCCAGGGGUCAGGCAAGGAGAUCUCCUUCAGGGCUGGGCCCUGCCCCGCCAGCUCUGCUGGUAGAAUUAAAUAUAGAACAGGGAGACACAGUUGCCAGGCAGAAGCAGGAGGUGCUGUGAAUAGAACAGUGCCCUUUGCAGUAACAAAGCUACAAGGAAGCCUGCUGCGCAUGUGCCAGGCUUUCAGGGCAGAUCCCCUGACCCUCAUGGUGACCUCUGUCUGAGCUGCAUGAUUUAUGUCCCCAAGCAAGGAAUCUGAAGUUCAGAUGAAUGAAGUUAUUUCUCUAUCAUCAUGCUGCCAAGUACAGUGCUCAAAUGCAGAGAACCCAUGCUCUAGGCAACAACCCACAACAGUGCUCAUGGCUCAGGUACCAGGGUCUCAACUCUAGCAGCCAGGCUCUAAAACACAUAGGUUCUCUGAGCUUGCCUGCCUUCCCUGGCUCACACAUGCCCACUGGCCUCCACUGAAUGCUUUGGCACAGAGUAGUUGCCUCAGGAAGUGUCUGAAGGAAGAUGACCUCAGAGCAAGGGGUCCUGGCGGCAGCACAGUCCAGGCCUAAGAAGGGUCAGGACAGAGAAGGUGUGUAGCUGUCUCCCCUUGGGCUUCCUUGGCUGGCUCUGCAGGAGGCCCUAAAUGCAGCUCCAGGAGCCUGGCUGGGAGACGGAGGCUGGGCACAUACAACCGUCCCCUGCCUUGAACUUCCUGCUCAGUCUGCACUUUGCCAAUUAUGUGAGGCUGAGUGGCCGGUUCUGGUUUAAGGGCUUUGAGUUGGCUCAGCCCCAAACCAAGGCCUCUUCCUGGGCCUCAAUGAAGCAAGCCCAUGAGUCAGCACUGAGCUGAGCAAGGAGCAACAGGCAAACUGAACAUGGGAUGGGGCACAGAGCUGCGAGGAGGGAGGGGCCAGGCUGGCACCUCGCUAGGGGCACUCAUAUCUUUGCAGCCACCAAUAGUUGUAAGAUCUUUGCCCCUUUCCAGAAAGUUCCAUCACAACCACUCCAAAGACAAUGGCAGAACUGUGAUGCUUAAAGUUUGUAAACCUGUAUGACACAUACCUGAACCAUCACUUCCCCUCCACCCAGGUGUGGCUGUGAGAACCACUAAACACACCUCAAAAAUGCCAGGCAGGUGCUGAGGGAAUGCUGGCAUAUGUGAGUGGUGGGGGACCGAGGAGAUAGGACUUUACCCUCAUUUCUUGACUGUAUAACAGUAUUUCAUCAGAAUAAAAUCACACAGUGCCUUUUA
This is a messenger RNA of Jaculus jaculus (lesser Egyptian jerboa), 4977 nucleotides long. RefSeq names its product lactate dehydrogenase D (gene Ldhd). Gene Ontology annotation, cellular component: mitochondrion. The transcript has 11 exons. Gene Ontology annotation, molecular function: D-lactate dehydrogenase (NAD+) activity; FAD binding; D-lactate dehydrogenase (cytochrome) activity. The coding region runs from base 49 to 1548 and encodes 499 amino acids. Lineage: Eukaryota; Metazoa; Chordata; Mammalia; Rodentia; Dipodidae. The record is from RefSeq and is a predicted model, not a curated record. Gene Ontology annotation, biological process: lactate catabolic process.